AUGGAAAACUAUAUUGUUCAGGGCAAGAAUAAGCUCAUUAAAUCUAACUUGCUUGCUAACCCUCUAAAAAAAUUUCGUAAAAAGACAAGGGCUUGUAGUCAAAUUCCAAAGCACAAGAGCCAGAAGAUGUUCUGAAAAAUUUCUAAGAAAGAGAACAUCGCUCAGAUUCCUAAAAUUUCAUGCCGAAUAACCACCAAUCCAAUGGGGAAGUUUAAAAGUAGUAACGUCCUUGGGAUAAGCGGCCAAAACUGUGUGAUAAAUGAUACUCCAUUUGAUCACAUCACAAAGCAGAAUUUCAAACAAGCUGUUCGGGAGAUUGGCUCAUUAGCUAGUAGACACCCUGGACAAGUUACCUUUCAUAGAACUAAGAAGGGUCCUGAGUCAUCGGAUAGGGGAAGAAACCUUAACUUGUAUAUUUAAGAAAGCUCUUUCGCAAACGAAAUUUAGGACCCGAUCUAGAGAGCACAAAAGAAACUGUUCAAGAAUAAAUGCAGAAAGUUUGAACAGCAUCAGUAGAAAUAACUCAAAGAGAAUGUAUAUCAGUGCUGAUAAAGAACAAGCUUCAACUUGAGAUGCUCCGAGAGUAAGGGUCAUGAAGCAAGUAGAUGAAAAUCAAUUUGAUUUCCCUCAAAAUUCAUUGCCACUUAUCUCAAAGAUAUAUGACUUCAAUCCUGAUGAGCCAACUUACUCGAAAUGACUGCUUGACGUUGAGACUUAUAAUUAAGAUUGUUGGGAGAGUUCCUCGCUCUAGAAUUAGUCCUUCCUUAAAAUAUUCAACAGAAAACCCAGGCCACAAAGAAGCAAUCAGCUCUGAUCUGUAUAGUAUAGGAAGCCUCUACAGCUCUAAAAAUCUUCAGACUGGAAUUGCUUGGGAAAAUGGAUUUUCCACUGAAAAUUUCAGAGAUAUGCCUUCCCCAGGAGGAAGAUCCCAUUAUGGCUCUAAGGAGAUUGGUCUGAAUCAAGCUGAUAACCUUCGAAUUGAGGAAAAUGGAUUUUAUAGUCAAGAAAAUUCUCUAUCAAGAAAUGAAAAGGAAUUUCAGAAAAUAAAAGAAAAAAUCGUAAAUAAUGCCCUUUUCCCACGAAAAUACCUUAAAGCACUUAAAAAGAGUGAAAUAGCAACGAUUCGAGGCUCUGAACACACCCCUCCUAGAAUGAAUAGGAAUAAGUCUCUAGAUCUAGCUGGAAGGAAAUUUAAGAUAUAUGAAGAUGCCCUUAUAAUGUUGAGAUCUAUCCAAGCAGCUCAAGUAACUUCAUCUACUUGUACCAAACAGAAACAAGAAAGAUCGUGCUCUCCUUAUAUAAAAGAGAAAAUGCUAAAAUUUUCAAGAAACAGAGCAGGUCUAAAAUCUUCCAAAACUACAAAUCAGACAGGAUCUCCCCAAGCUAUCUCACUAGAUCCACACGCACACAUAUUCUCACUUGAGGGCAAUGAAACCAUCGAGUUACUUCAUGAACAAGAGUCAGCUAUCAUAAAAAACUCAGUAGAUAGCUACAAAGACUAGAAAUCUUUCAUUAAAGUCAUUGAAUUUCGUCAAAAAUCAUU
This is a messenger RNA of Moneuplotes crassus, 1543 nucleotides long. The record is from the annotation of a GenBank genome assembly. Lineage: Eukaryota; Ciliophora; Spirotrichea; Euplotida; Euplotidae.